Phacochoerus africanus (Common warthog) is the source of this 327-nucleotide messenger RNA. Its product is annotated as high mobility group protein HMGI-C-like. Gene Ontology annotation, molecular function: transcription coregulator activity; DNA binding. Gene Ontology annotation, biological process: regulation of DNA-templated transcription. The coding region runs from base 1 to 327 and encodes 108 amino acids. Lineage: Eukaryota; Metazoa; Chordata; Mammalia; Artiodactyla; Suidae. The record is from RefSeq and is a predicted model, not a curated record. The transcript has a single exon. Gene Ontology annotation, cellular component: chromatin; nucleus.
AUGAGCGCACGCGGUAAAGGCGCUGAGCAGAAGUCCACCUCAGCCCAGGGACAACCAGCAGCCCCAGCUCCUCAGAAGAGAGGACCCGGCCGACCCAGGAAGCAGCAACAAGAGCCAACCAGUGAGCCUUCUUCUAAGAGACCAAGGGGCAGACCCAAAGGCAGCAAAAACAAGAGUCCCUCCAAAGCAGCUCAAAAGAAACCAGAAGCCACUGGACAAAAACGGCCAAGAGGCAGACCUAGGAAAUGGCCACAACAAGUUGUUCAGAAGACAUCUGCUCAGGAGACUGAAGAGACAUCCUCACAGAAGUCUACAGAAAAGGAUUAG